This is a messenger RNA of Physeter macrocephalus (sperm whale), 2251 nucleotides long. Its product is annotated as NAD-dependent protein deacetylase sirtuin-3. NCBI's taxonomy places the organism in Eukaryota, Metazoa, Chordata, Mammalia, Artiodactyla, Physeteridae. The transcript is spliced from 5 exons. The record is from RefSeq and is a predicted model, not a curated record. Bases 13 to 699 code for a protein of 228 amino acids. Gene Ontology annotation, cellular component: nucleus. Gene Ontology annotation, molecular function: NAD+ binding; histone deacetylase activity, NAD-dependent.
CUGCGGAGGAACAUGGCGCUGUGGGCUUGUCCAGUUGUUCUCGCCCUCAGGCUUUGGGGCCUGGGAGGUGCGCGGCCCUGGACCCGCCGGCCUCGUAUUGCAGGUGGAGGAAGGCCCAUAUCUUUUUCUGCCGGUGCCUCAAGUGUCUCUGGAUGUGGAGGCCACAGUCAGAAGUUUCUCCUGCAGGACAUUGCUGAGCUGAUGAAAACCAGAGCCUGCCAGAGGGUGGUGGUCAUGGUCGGGGCCGGCAUCAGCACACCCAGCGGCGUCCCAGACUUCAGAUCUCCGGGGACCGGCUACUACAGCAUGCUCCAGCAGUACAAGAUCCCCUACCCCGAGGCCAUUUUUGAGCUCUCAUUUUUCUUGCGCGAUCCCAAGCCGUUUUUCACUUUUGCCAAGGAGCUGUACCCUGGGAACCGUAGGCCCAAUGCUGCUCACUACUUCCUGCGACUGCUCCAUGACAAGGGCCUGCUUCUGCGGCUCUACACACAGAACAUCGACGGGCUUGAGAGAGCGUCUGGCAUCCCUGCCUCAAAGCUCGUUGAAGCUCACGGAUCCUUUGCCUCUGCCACCUGCACCGUCUGCCGAAGACUCUUCCCAGGGGAGGACUUCUGGGCGAAUAUUCCAUUUGCUGGUUAUAACACUGUUUGUUUAUCCAUUCACCUACUAAAGGACAUCUUGACUGCUUCCAAGUUUUGACAAUUAUGAAUAAAGUUGCUAUAAACAUCCAUGUGCAGGUUUUUAUGUGGACAUAAGUUCUCAGUUCCUCUGGGUAAAUACCAAGGAGCGUGAUUGCUGAAUCCUAUGGUAAGACUGUGUUUAGUUUGUGUCUUCCAAAGUGGCGGCCCCGUUUUGCGUUCCCAGCAGCAGUGAAUGUGCAUUCCUGUUGCUCCACAUCCUCAUCAGCACUUGGUGUUGUCAGUGUUCUGAUUUUGGCCAUUCUUAAUAGGUGCGUAGUGGAAUAUCAUUGUUUAAUUUGCAAUUUUCUAAUGACAUAUGAUGUUGAACUUGUUUCAUAUGCUCAUUUACCAUCUGUAUAUCUUCUUUGGUGAGGUCUUGGGCUCAUUUUUUAACUGGGUUGCCCAUUUUCUUAUUGUUGAAUUUUAAGAAUUCUUUGUGUAUUUUGGAUAACCGUUCUUUAUCAGAUGUGUCUUUUGCAUAUUUUCUCCCAGUCUGUGACUUGUCAUCUCAUCCUCUUGACAUUGUCUUUCACAGAGGAGAAGUUUUUAACUUUAAUGAAGCCUGACUUACCAUACUUUUCUUUCAUCGAUCAUCUUCUUCCAGAUUGUGUUGGCUAUUGUGAGUCUUUUGCUUUCCAUAUCAACUUUAGAAUCAGUCUGUUGCUAUCCAUUCUCUGCAUAUUUUAAAAAACUUUUCUCUUUGGAGUUUUGCACUUUACUAUGGUAUGUCUCCAUAUGGAUUUCCUUUUGUUUAUUCUGCUUAAAAAUUGUAGAGCUUUCUGAAUCUGAGGUUUGAUAUCUUUCAUUUUUGCUGAAAAAUCUUCAGUCAUGAUCCCUUCAGACAGUGACUGCCCCACUGUGUCCUGUCCUCUCUCUGUGGACCUUGGGUUAAACAUCUCUGAGACUGGUUCACACUGUCCGCAACCCUUGGCGGCUCUUUUCUACAUCCCAUCUUGCUCCUCUUUGCGCUGCACUCUGAGUUUUUCUCCUGAUCUACUUUCCAGUUUAUCGAUAUUCUAUUCUGUCAUAGAGGAUAAAGCCCUUCCACUGAGCUUUAAUUUUCGAUACUCUACUUUUUAUUACUGGAAGUUCUAUCUGGUUCUUUUUCAAAUCCAUGACAUUAUUUUAUACAGCUUUCUAUCUCCAAUAGACAUUUCAAGCCUGUCUUUUAAAAAAUUCACACAUAAUAUAGUUUUUCAUCUGUAUCCAUUAAUGUCUGAAGUCUUUGACUAUCUGUUCCUUUUGUCUGUUGUUUCUCCUGCUCCUUACUGGGUUCAGCCUCUGCAUAAACAAAUCCCAUUAGCUGUAAAGGUUUAUCUUAGAAGCCAGGUGUCUUUUUCCUUAGUUUCCUCCUCUAAAGUCUAGCCCAAGCAUGAGUCCAAGUGUAGCAGGAUGUAAUAAUAGCUUCCAUCUGCUUCACGUUGGCCUGCAAGGAGGAGGUCUGUGGAAAAUGCUGUGACUCAUAACUCCAGCCAGUGAGUUGAAGCCGACCUGAAUGUGUUCAGGGCUAAGGUGAUGUCAGGAUCACCUCAGCUAAAAUCAGGGACACAUUUAUACCGUCAUUUUCAUUG